AUAGCAGUUGAUCCUUUGCAGACGAAUUUAGCGUAUCAAAGGUUAAGUACUUUGCUUCAAGGAACUGAGGAAAAUAUUAGGUUUAUAGCUAACAGCGUAAGUGGUGGAGAAAAGUUUACACUGUAUCCUUGGAAUCGAUAUCCUGAUAAUGAAGGAGCAAUGACUUUUCUGACGGAAGAAGAAGCUAAACAUAAGCCAAAAAGCCAAGUAGGAGACGGGGUUGAAUCCGUUCAUUUCCAAGAUCUGAUGGAUGCUGUACUAACAGAUACAGUGGUCGUCAAAAUAGAUAUUGAGGGACACGAGUGUAAGGCUUUGAUUCCCUACCUACAGACAAAAAUCAAGAGUAAGUUUGUUCCUUAUAUCCUGAUGGAAUGGAUUAUAGUUAAGGAUAAUCGAGAUGGUAUGUGUCCAGAUGUUCAACUAUUAAUUCAGGGGUUUAUAGAUUCUGGUUAUCAUCCAGCAGACCUUGUCUCGAUGAAGAAAUUAAAUGUUUUGCAGCAGAAAUCUUGGAAUAAUGUUCUUUGGAUUCAUAAAGAUGCCAAACUUUAAAUAUUCUUUUAUCCAUUUUAAAGUAAAUUUCCAUACCGUAUUUUUUACUCACCAUCUCAUAGUCUUGGGUAUAAAAAGUUGUGUGUUUGUUCGAGGGCACAUGCAUAAUAUAUUAUACAGUGAAACCCUUAAUAACGAAUACAUCGGAAGAAUUUAUCAAAUGUCGUCUUGACAAUUUUUCAAUU
Messenger RNA from Eurytemora carolleeae, 734 nucleotides. RefSeq lists its product as uncharacterized. The transcript is spliced from 9 exons. Bases 160 to 549 code for a protein of 129 amino acids. The record is from RefSeq and is a predicted model, not a curated record. NCBI's taxonomy places the organism in Eukaryota, Metazoa, Arthropoda, Copepoda, Calanoida, Temoridae.